Trichoderma asperellum CBS 433.97 is the source of this 512-nucleotide messenger RNA. NCBI's taxonomy places the organism in Eukaryota, Fungi, Ascomycota, Sordariomycetes, Hypocreales, Hypocreaceae. The record is from RefSeq and is a predicted model, not a curated record.
UUGAUUUAUCUCUUUUUUUGCUCUUUUUGUACUAUAAAUGGAUAUGAUACGCUUCAGGGUCCGCAGUGAAGGAAGAUCAGGCGCGAUUUACAUCUACUCGUUGUGCAUCACUGGCAUUUGCAAAGCAACACCCGAGGUGCAACUGGAGCUACGCCUACAAGAUGUUCACUUAUGCAAUCCGUACUUGGGAGCCAGACGGGUCGCACAAUGCCAGAUGGCCCUUCAGGAAGACCACUUCAUGGGGGCGUUGGGGCGGGAGAAAAGAGAAUGUGAUGAUUGGAAGCAGCGCUACCAUCGUUUAUCUGUUCUGGAGUGACGGUACUGUUACGAUUGAAGGUAGGACGUUGGAAUAAAGCAUUGAAUAUCUGUCUGUCUCGUCGCAGCCUUUGUAUUAGUCGUAAUGAUUUUAGGUUGAGAUUCGAGUAACUUCAUGGAUAAGUAGACGGAGCGAGUUGGAGUUUGAUCAUCAGCACAACCAUGGCUAUAGCGAUAUAUAGAAAGCUGCAAUACGG